Amblyraja radiata (thorny skate) is the source of this 5413-nucleotide messenger RNA. RefSeq names its product segment polarity protein dishevelled homolog DVL-1-like. The transcript has 16 exons. Gene Ontology annotation, molecular function: frizzled binding. Gene Ontology annotation, cellular component: cytosol. NCBI's taxonomy places the organism in Eukaryota, Metazoa, Chordata, Chondrichthyes, Rajiformes, Rajidae. Bases 143 to 2341 code for a protein of 732 amino acids. The record is from RefSeq and is a predicted model, not a curated record. Gene Ontology annotation, biological process: canonical Wnt signaling pathway; intracellular signal transduction.
AGGCAGGGAGGGAGGCUGUCCGUCCACCAGGCCGCGCUGUCGAGUUUGACAGCUCUCGCGUCUCCCACACAUCCAUGAACCGGGAGGGCUGAGGGAGAGCGGCCGGGACUGGAUCCACCACCCGCCGCGUUUCCCAUCCCUGAUGGCGGAGACCAAGAUCAUUUACCACAUGGACGAGGAAGAGACGCCGUACUUGGUGAAGGUGGCGGUGCCGCCGGACCGGGUCACUCUCGGUCACUUCAAGCAGGUCCUCAACAACAGGCCGAGCAGCAGCUUCAAAUUCUUCUUCAAGUCCAUGGACCUGGACUUCGGGGUUGUGAAGGAAGAGAUUUCUGAUGAUAAUGCCAAGCUUCCUUGCUUCAAUGGAAGAGUCGUUUCAUGGUUGGUGCUGGCUGAAGGCUCGCUUUCUGACGGGGGCUCCCAGUGUGCAGAGAGUCAAUCAGAGCUACCUCCCCCCAUUGAGAGGACGGGAGGCAUCGGCGACUCCAGGCCACCAUCGUUUCAUGCUAACACUGCCGGCAGCCGGGAUGGUUUGGACAAUGAUACUGGAACAGAAUCAAUCCUGAGCAUCAGACGGGAGCGGGAACGACAUCGACGAAGGAACAGAGAGCGAGAGAUGCACGAUGAUGGCAGGCUACCAAUACUUAAGGAGAUACAAGGCACUGCUGAUGCUGGUUUACAAAGAAAUGACACAAAGUGCUGGAGUAACUCAGCAGGCCAGGCAGCAUCGCUGGAGAACAUGGUUGCACGAGUAAAUGGACACCCAAAACCAGAUCGGCAUCGCAAUCCAGGUGGUUACGAUAGUGCCUCCACUGUGAUGAGCAGUGAAUUGGACUCAAGCAGCUUUAUUGACUCUGAUGAUGACAAUACUAGCAGGCUAAGCAGCUCGAUGGAGCAGAGCACUUCGUCUCGACUCAUGAGGAGGCACAAACGUAGGAGGCGGAGGCAUCGCAUGAGACAGAUGGACAAGUCCUCAUCAUUGAGCAGUAUCACAGACUCCACCAUGUCACUCAAUAUUAUCACUGUGACGCUAAACAUGGAGAAGUACAAUUUCCUGGGGAUCAGCAUCGUUGGUCAGAGUAAUGACCGGGGAGACGGCGGGAUUUACAUUGGGUCGAUAAUGAAGGGAGGAGCAGUGGCAGCUGAUGGCAGAAUUGAGCCUGGUGACAUGCUUCUGCAGGUCAAUGACGUCAACUUUGAAAACAUGAGCAAUGAUGAUGCUGUGAGGAUUCUACGGGAAAUAGUCUCAAAGCCUGGACCCAUCAGCUUAACAGUAGCCAAGUGUUGGGACCCCACCCCCAGGAGCUAUUUCACCAUUCCCAGGACAGAACCAGUGAGACCUAUUGACCCAGCAGCCUGGAUCUCUCAUACCACUGCCAUGACAGGAUCAUUCCCCCAUUACGGCAUGAGCCCUACCACCAGUGCCAUUACUUCCACCAGUUCGUCACUAACCAGCUCCAUCCCAGAUUCGGAAAAGUUUGAAGAUUGGCCACUAACGGUUAAAAGUGAGAUGCCAAUCAUCGUCAAGGCAAUGCAGUUGUCUGACUCGGGACUGGAGAUCCGUAAUAGACUGUGGUUGAAGAUCACCAUUUCAAAUGCUGUCAUUGGAGCUGAUGUAGUCGACUGGCUUUUCUCACGCGUGCAGGGAUUUAAAGAUCGGCGCGAAGCAAGAAAAUAUGCAAGCAGUAUGCUGAAGCAUGGCUACCUCAGGCAUACAGUCAAUAAAAUUACCUUCUCUGAGCAGUGUUACUAUAUCUUUGGGGACCUCACUGCCAAUAUGGCUGGCUUGAGCUUAAAUGAAGGUUCCAGUGGCACAUCAGAACAUGACAUUCUUGCACCUCUCCCACAUCCAGCGUGCCCCUGGCAGUUGGCUCAGGGGUUCCCGUAUCAGUAUCCACUGCCUCAGUCGUAUUAUCCUGCGACAUGCCAAGAGCCUACCCCAAACUAUGGAAAUGGCAGUGCUGGAAGCCAGCAGAGUGAAGGAAGCAAAAGCAGUGGAUCUAUUCGGACUGUUGGUGAGAGAAGAAGCUCAAUGGGGAAGGAAAAGGAGCAGAAAACAGAGUCAAAGAAAGUGGGGGUUGAGGGCGAACCUGACCGCCCCACUGGGAACAUUUUGCAUUGUGAGCGACCAGCAAGCCAACUCAGUCACCACAGCCACUGUUCUCAUGGACUUCCAGGGGUUCUGCCAAUCUACCAGCCCCCAGUCCAAAAAGCAUGUGGGCCCCCUGGAGCUCCCCUUGUCCGGGAUCUAGCAGCUGUCCCCCCUGAGCUCAUCGGCAGCCGGCAAUCCUUCCAAAAGGCCAUGGGGAAUCCAUGUGAGUUCUUCAUCGACAUCAUGUGACAGUACUGACUUCUCACACUAAACAACACUGAAUUUUUUGCACACACCACUGUUUGAGACUCACCCCUAAUAUUUCAGGAACCUCAGGCUUCUAAUUCUAACCGUGAUUCAAUUUCUCAUCUGUCCUUGUUAAUAAGAACUUUAAAUUGAUUGGUUUUGGUAAAUAUUGGUGCCAAGCACUACAUUGUUUUGGUGUAUUCUACGUUUUGGUGCCGUCAUCAGCUUUUUUUGUACAUUUUAAAUGGAUGUUGAAGUUCUUCUGAUCUACUUAGAUGUUUAAAGGACUAUUUUAGUCCCUUUCUCACAGGUCCUCACCAUCCAGUCAUCUGCUUUUGUGACAGGGACUCCAUGUUUAAGUGCACCCCGACCUAUCAGUGUAGUUUGCCAAAUCCCUUCAGCAAGCAUCUUUUUGGUGUCUCCUUUUGCAACUCAGUAAUGCACAAGGCAACAACCUUUCAAAAAGUAGUUUAAAGAAUUUAAAAAUUCAUCACUUGACAUUUAAACAGCCCUUGCACUCAGCGACCUUCUCCUGCUGCAAGGAUAGAGGAAACUAUAUGGCACACCUUGUGCACUUAAUGUGUUGUCGACAUCCUCAGGCAGUCUGGAGGACUUGUAAUUUUGAUCAUAGCUACGGCUAAAUGACACCGAAUCAUUCAUAGUAUCAUUGCUAUUUAGUCAAUUUUUUAACGGUUUAUGCUCUGUCUGAAACAGCUGCUUGUUAUAAAUGAUACCUUUCCUUUGCUUUUUUUUUGUUGCCAUUCCCAGCAACGAGUUGUAAGGAUAUGAUUCUGUUGUGUUUUUUCCCCCAAAUUUUCACUUUACCCUUGAGAAAAUGCUGACUCUUUCAGAGGUUCAGACACCUCCUCUCUUAAAGGUGUUCACUCAUGCUGGGUUAGGUCCCUCCUCUUCUCCUGAAAUGCUGGCUCUGACUGGGAUCCACAUCUGCCCAAUAAGUGACUAUCCUUCAUCCUUUCUCUCGGCACCCCUGCAGGUAGGCUGAAAGGUAAAUUACAAAAUCUUGCUAGAGGCUGUCCUGACAAUUUAUGUAUGAAUGUACAAACAUACAAAGUAGGAGCAGGAAAACAAAAAGUUCCGUCCAUCUCGCUCUUAAAUGAGUGAGCCUUGAUUUUUCAGCAGUUUCCACUAGUUUAGGUUCUCUCACGAAAGGAAACAUUGUUUCCACCCGUACUGUUAAAAUCCCUCAGGUUCUCACAUGUUUAAUUCAAGUCCCCUCUCACACUUCUAAGAAUACUAACGUGGCCUGCUGUGAAGAAAAUGUUGACUUUACUAAGAUUCAAACAUCACUUCUGAAUCUUUGUCAUAAGAAAACACGCCCAUUCAAGACAUUAGUCUAAUAAACUUUGCCAGAAAUGCUUCCAACACAUUAACAUCCUUCCUUUAACAGAGACUAAUAGUACUCCAGGUGUACUUUCAUCUAUGCCCUAUCUAUUUUGACUUUUUUAGAAGGUACUAAGCGAGUUGUUUUUCGGAUAGAAAAAACAACAAAUAAAAAUAAAAACCAAACCUAAAUGGAAAGUCGCCCACAAGACAUUAGCUUACUGCGCACACCAUCAGGUUAGCAACCUUUCACAUCAUUUGAAGCAUGAGAAGAAUUAAGACAUUUAAGAGGAAUCUGGUCAGACACUUGAACGAGUAAGGUAUAGAGGGAUAUGGAAUUAAUGCAGGCAAGUGGAAUGAAUAUAGAUAGGUGAUGGGCGGUAUAGACACGGAGGCCAGACAGCCUGUUCCUAAGUUGUUCAUCUGUGAUUCUGACUGCAAAGGAUAAUUUCAUGUUUUUGUAUGUUAUAUUCCACUUGCCAGAUCUUUGUUGACUCACUUAACCUAUUUAUAUUCCUUCUUAGUGUCCUUAUAACAUCUUCCCAACUUGCUUUCCUGUCUCUGUUUUUGUGUCGCCGGGAUAUUUAUUUUUGUGCAACAAAUAUACCUUAGGUGCCUUCGUCCAAGAUGUAUAUAAAUUGUAAAAAUAAAAAGCCGAGCACCCAGCUCCAGCACUCAUCCCUGCGGGCACAUCACACAUUACAUCUGACACUUCAUUCCUGUAUCCUGUUAACUAACCAAUCAUCUAAUAACAUGGAGUUUUAAUCUUCUGCCCAAACUAAGCCUACAUUGCUAACUCUACCAUUAACCAUGACAAUAAUUUUGCCACUCUCACUCUCUCUCGCCCCCCCCCCCCCCCCCCCCCCCCCCCCCAGUUCUCAGCCUCCGCUCUCCCAAUACCUUUUCUUAAAAUCAGAAUGCAGGGGAACAUUUUGCACUGGGGAGUGCAUCGCACAGAUUAAGAGAAUGAUGCUGGAAUGGGAAACCUGAAAAAGCAGACAUAAACAGCCAGGGGUCUUGUGUGUAACGAUAGUUUCCUUCUAUUUCAGAGAAUGAGGAAAUGGUGCAGUACAGGGAGUCAGAUUCAAUUCCAUCAGGUCUAAGUACAGCUUCAGUCAGAGCGUCAGAGUGUGAAGGGCACUGGAUUAAUCUUACGUUCUGGUUGUAGCCUAUUCCUUGGCGCAGGUGAGUGUGAAUGCUGUCACAUUUGCACAAGUAGCAGCAUUCCGGGACUAUGAAACAUUAUUUGAAGAAAAUAAACAUUUCAAAGCUUCAAUAUUAGCAUAUAGUGAAGCAGCUUGAAACAUUGCUUCAUCCUGUGGGCAUCGAGAGAAAGAGCUCGGAGGAUUGGUAGAUCGUGCGAGGUCAGCAGUAAACAAGGCUCAAUCCUUGAACAUUGAAACAAGUUGGUCCAACACUGUGGAUUGUAAUAAUGAUAAUGAUGCAGAUUUAUUGAAAAGUUUAAGAAUACUAAUCGUAAUUAAGAGAAAAUGUAAAAAGAAAUGUACAGUAGAAGAUAAAAUUUUAUUAAAUUAAUUAUUGUAACUAUUCUGUAGAUCAAACUCAAUGAAAGAAGUUUGAUCCAAACUGCAGAUCAGUUGUUGGGAGCUGUCAUUGUGUGUACCAAUGUUGUAGAUACUGUAUUCAGUUCCUGUGUCUCUAUAGUUAAUAUAUCGCUGCCUUGGUGUAAAGCUAUUUUAAACACUAAAACAAAAUCACAUUUUUCUUGCCUUA